CGCGUGACUCCUAAAAAAACUUGCAUUUAAGUGCUAUUUAUAGAUACUUUUGCACUUGUAUUGGAUGUGCUGCAUUUAUUGAGACACUUUUGCUUCCGUCAACAUUUUGCUGCGGAAAUUGGCACACUCUCUUCAAGGUCAAGGACGUUUUGAGGCAGCUAAUGAACUUCCCAUCGGGCGAAAACCUGUUCCUAUAAAGUUCAGAUACAUAUGUACAUGACUUUAGCAAUUUUUUAGAAAGUCAAAAGCAGGCUGCAUCGACAAUUUCCUUAACGUGUCAUUAUUAAACACCCAACGAGUUUGGACGCAUAAAUAAUCAUCAGCUAAGCCCGUGGAAUUUUUUCGCACAAACUACGAAAUGUCAUCCGCCGCAGUUCAGCCACCCCCGCCAGUUCCACCACCACCACCCCCAUCCGCCGCCGCCUCAGCGGGAAAGGGUCUUCACUCCAAGCUGUACAAUGGGAUGAUUGGUGCCGCCGACAAAUUUGUGCCCGCCAAGCUGCGACCACUUUGGAUGCAUCCAGCUGGUCCAAAGACGAUAUUCUUCUGGGCACCCGUCUUUAAAUGGGGUCUGGUUGCCGCCGGUCUGAGUGACCUGGCCCGUCCGGCCGACUCCAUCUCCGUGUCCGGAUGUGCCGCCCUGGCCGCCACGGGCAUCAUCUGGUCCCGCUACUCGCUGGUGAUCAUUCCCAAGAACUACAGCCUGUUCGCCGUGAAUCUCUUCGUGGGCAUCACGCAGGUGGUGCAGCUGGCGCGGGCAUACAACUACCAUCAGGGUCAGGAGAAACUGAAGAAGGAGCAGGUGCUGCCGGCGGCGCAGAAUUAGAGACAUAUCGAAUCGAAUACCGGUGCUGUCCCCUACAUAUAGACUUUAAUCGAAAUGUUAUGUACAUACAUACAAAUCCCACAACGCACAACGUAAACGAAAGGAUUAAGAAGCUGUGUUCGCAGAUCGGGCAUCUGCGUUUUACAAUCUGUUAACCAUUAUUAUUUAUGGUCUAUCGCCUUAUGGACGUGAUUCGUAUUACUUAAGUUGUAACUGUGGAGGCUUUGCGUAUAGUUUUAUGAAUACGAAAAUCAUUGGACAGAUUUUGAUUGUCAACAAAUAAACCAAUAUAUUGUAAGACUGUAGACACUAGAUAAA
This is a messenger RNA of Drosophila takahashii, 1144 nucleotides long. RefSeq names its product mitochondrial pyruvate carrier 2. NCBI's taxonomy places the organism in Eukaryota, Metazoa, Arthropoda, Insecta, Diptera, Drosophilidae. Gene Ontology annotation, molecular function: pyruvate transmembrane transporter activity. Gene Ontology annotation, biological process: pyruvate import into mitochondria. Gene Ontology annotation, cellular component: mitochondrial inner membrane. The record is from RefSeq and is a predicted model, not a curated record.